This is a messenger RNA of Pocillopora damicornis (cauliflower coral), 945 nucleotides long. Its product is annotated as ATP-binding cassette sub-family C member 4. The record is from RefSeq and is a predicted model, not a curated record. Gene Ontology annotation, biological process: transmembrane transport. Lineage: Eukaryota; Metazoa; Cnidaria; Anthozoa; Scleractinia; Pocilloporidae. Gene Ontology annotation, cellular component: membrane. Gene Ontology annotation, molecular function: ATP binding; ATP hydrolysis activity; ABC-type transporter activity.
AUGCUACUUCUCAGUAAACACGGUGUAUUGAAAGCCACGACAGGUCACGUAAUUGAGCUUUUAUCCAAUGACGUUCAGCGAAUGGAAGGCGAAACUGUCAAAUUUGUUUUUUUGACGGUUUCUUCAACUGUAGAGUUUUUGGCGUUGCCAUUCUUACUCCAGCACCUUAUUGGCUGGCAGGCACUUAUGGGCUUCAUUUCCCUUAGUCUUCUUAUUGUAUACUUUGCUGGGUUAUCCUACUUGAACGGUGUAUUACGAGUGAAGACAGCAGAAAUGUCGGGUCUACGCCUCUCUUUGAUGAACCAAGUGAUUUCUGGAAUUCGCGCCAUAAAAAUGUAUACAUGCGAGAAUGAAUACAGAGCAAGGAUAAAAUAUUCACGCAGGAAUGAAAUUAAAAUCCUCAAUAAGAAAAAUGCGGUUUUGACAGCUCUUGUCGCUUUGGAAGGCUCUUCAGGACCUAUAGCACUCUUGGUGUCUGUCUUGACUUUUUUAUUAACAGGACAUACCCUAACACCUGUGAAUGUCACCAUGCUACUCGCUUUCAUUGGUGCUCAAAGACUAAAUCCUUGCUGUUUCUUGGCCUAUGGUUGGCUGCAAAUAUACGAAGCUUAUGUAUCGCUUCUUAGAAUAGAAGAUUUCCUCCUCUUAAAAGAUUUGCCUGCAGUCUCAUGUGAUCACACGUCUGACAAAAGUAAAUCUGAUUUGAAAGAGUUAAAAAGCGGAUUGACGGAUUACGAGGAAAGAGUCGAAGUAAAUCACUUUGACGACGCAAAGGAUGAGCGGGGCAUGGCAAUAGAUUUGUGUGUGUCGAAUUUGACAUGCAUGCAAGUCGGUCGAGAAGAGGAAUACAUCUUAGAAAAUAUCGACCUUGGAACAGAAUCAAAAAGCUUGACAGUUAUUACUGGACCAGUGGGAAGUGGGAAAUCUACUCUUCUCUCAGCCAUC